This is a messenger RNA of Xyrichtys novacula (pearly razorfish), 13295 nucleotides long. Lineage: Eukaryota; Metazoa; Chordata; Actinopteri; Labriformes; Labridae. The record is from the annotation of a GenBank genome assembly.
CAAAAAAAUUAAUCUGUUAUUUUCAACGAUUGUGUUUGAUAUGAGCCAGAUGAAAAGCCAGGGGGAUCUGGGAUUAAGAACCCUGACCCCAACAGUCAAUUAUCAUGUAAAUGUCUUCCUCUGUAUGCAGAUAAGUUUAACCUCUUCAACAGGAUGCUUAAAUCAAACACAUCUCUUGGAUGGACAUGAUCACUAAUCCCUUUUUUUUUUCUUUUUUUUGUUAUCAAACUUUACAGCAGUCUGUCUGCACCAGCCUCUAUAUGCAAACAGCCCUCCUACAAAUCACAUUUCCUCCUCUGAUAUGCUUUCUGUCCCAUAGGCUCCUCUCUCAUCAGCCUUCAUCACAGGCUCAGAGUGAAUAAUUAACUGAAUUAUUCAGAGGCUGAGUGAUGCUUGCGAGGGGGAUCUCUGCUUACUGUGUCUUUAAAGUCGUGCAGAGGGGAGCCUGUACUAAAGAAAGGAGGGGGCUGCUGUGCGCCAGUUGGAGGUGUCCGCCUGUCGCAGCCGCUCGGGGUUGACAUUAAGAAGAGCGCAUGCAUGCUUCAGCGAGGAGAUAGGCUCCAGCUACCAAAAAAUUAAAACCACUGAUUCUGAGAUUGAACUGGUUCCAGGCAGAUACUCAUCACAGCGAGGAUUCAUGGAUGGGCAGAGAGAUAUUGCAAUCGGAAUUAACUUGUCAGCCGGUGAGAGGAAUCUCUGGAUAUAAUGGGGAAUACGACACCGAAGCCUUUAAUAGGUGAGACCUAUCAUUAAUGUGCCAUUCACCAGGCUCUGGUCGAAGCAGUAUGAGUGUGAAACGGUGUGUUGUAGCCUCAGACACACAUGGCUGGUCCUGGUUCCUCCGGUACUUGUGCGUCCGCUGCGUGCAGACGCGCUUCUUCUCAUCACGGGGGAGCUGAGCGUGAUUUCCAGGGAGCGAGUCCAAACCUGCGCUCCCGCUACCGCGAUACUCCGGCUGAAUGGCACUUCUUCACAUAUUUAUGCUGAGGAUUAGAAUCAGUGAUGUGCUCUUAAUGAAAGAAAAGAGAGCAGGCAUGUAAAGUCGAAAGUGUAGCUGAUAAUUUUCACGAUCAAACAGGAUCAGCACCCACAGUCUGUUGUUCAUAAAAGCUCAUUUGCAACAAAAUUGUCAGAAAUACCUGAGUGGUAUCGGCUCAUUUUGAUCAUCAAUUGAUCUGGAAGUAAUACAUGAUCUUAAAAUGCUUUUAUGUAGAGAGACAAGUGGAUCACACUCCUCUUCUGAUCGCAUUUUAUUUGAAGAGAACAACAUUUAAGGCUACUUCUUAUUUUCUGCUUUUUUGUGUGUCACUCGAUUCCAUACCGAUCUUUUUAUAUAAUCCUAUCUUGAUACACUAUUAGUGUGCAAAUCUGCCCAUUGAAUUAAACCUAAUUUGUGUUUUUGUGCAUAUUUUGCCACAUAACCCAUUAUGUUUUUAAAGACUAUCUUCAGUUUUAAAAGGUCAGAAAAAGGACAAAACAGUACCAAAUCAGAAAAGAACUGAUGAAGAAAUGAAUAACCCUGAAUUUUAGAAUUAUACUCUUAAGUAGCUACAUGAUCCUGUUAGUAUUUUUAGUUAUAAUCAAAGCUGUAUGAUAUAAAAUGGAAUCUCAAGGGACCGUCAGUGAAAAGAUUUGAUUGUCAGCUUCAGUUUUUGCAUAAAGCUGUCAUCAUGAGCCCUCACACUCCCCAUUUUCUGACACUCAAAGCAUGUUACUUGAUUAUCAGCACCCAAUAUUAGUUUGAUUUAAUGUCUGUCGCUCUCCCACGCCCCCAACAGACCCACUUGAUGGCUAAAUGAUGUGGUUACUGCCGCCAGUUCUGGCUGUCGGAGGCUUUGGACUCAAAACACUGAGUCACAGAGGCUUGGGUCCUAUUGCGUGCUCUGAGUGGUUUCAAUUAAAAUGAAAUUAAUUGAACAAUAGCUUUUUUAAGGAGGCUUUAACUGAGAUACACAGCAUUGUGUACAAAAGGGGUCAAUUUCAUACACUAAUAGGUCUUUUGCAUGCGUUUGAGUGAUGGAAAACUCCUUGUGUACGCUUUCAAACUCACGUCAGAGAGUUUUUAAUGGAAAAUUCCUCUUCAUUACUUCUGGAAAGAAAGGUGUGACAAAACAAGUCCUUAAAUUCCCUUGAAAUGCAGAGAGAUUGACGUUUUUAGAUGUGAAUGAAAUAUAUUAUGUACUGCCCAUGUAGCCCGGGGGGGAUGGGGGGGAUGAAUAAAGGAUAAGGGGCUAAUGAUAACUCUGACGAAUGCACAUAAUCAGUUUUAGUGUGGAAGCAGCUUGCCUUGGCACCGCAGUGUGUCUUGUGGAGUCUUAUGAUUGCAUGUAUUUGUGCUCUUUAUUUCACUAGAUACACUUUUCCCACAACUGCUUCUAGCUUAAAGUAUUUAAACCACGUGUCAGAAGAAAUAUAGACCUACAAUAUGGGGGCUGUCCAACUGAGCUUAUGCGUGAUAACAACUGAUCUGAUCAAGGUCACAUGAUUAAGUUGGGGCCUUUUAAUGGAUCUAUUGAAAAAGUCUGCAAAGCCAGUAGUCAAUCUGUGCCCUAUGAUGAAGAAAAGUGAGUGACCUGCAGUGAAUACUGACCUUUGAGUGAAGCGUCUAAUUUAUCUGAAAACAAAAAAAAAGAAAAAAAAGAUUGUGUUGAUCUUUCAAAAAGGUCAUCAAGCAACACUUACUGCCAUUGAGAUGACGAGUGGAUCAAGACUGAUUCUUACAUCAGAUAAAGCCUCAGCCUUCUGUAAAACAGAUUUUGAGCUGAAUCUCAGACUAUGGCUGUGUAGUCUUUUCAACUAACUGGCCCGCCUGCACCUUAUAAAAAAAUGUUGAAGUGUUGCAUCAUCCUUAAAUUGCUCAAAAAUUGUUCCACUUUACAAAAAAUGGAGAUGACAGCUGCAUUUUUUGAAGUUGGCAUGUGGAGUUUUUGUAAACAAGAAAAAAUUAUGUUUAUCCUCGACAUUUUUCACCAAUACUCAUCAUGUGUAAACAAACAUCUUUUAGACAUUUCCCCUCUCAUAAAACAUUUGCAGAGCUGAUUAUUUCAUAAUCAAAAAACUCUACUUUUACGUCCAUGUCUACUUUCAUCAGUUGAAGUUUUUGAUGCUUUUGUCUGAACUUUAAUGCAGCUUUUGGCAGCUGCCAAUAGGUGAAAAAGCCAUGGGGCAGAAGUGGCAUGGCUGUGUUAUAUGGCAGCCAUCUUCACAGCUUUAUGUGCAUGCAUCUGCACAAGCUGACAAGUUAAGCCAGGGUGGAAAACUGCAGUUUCUUGAUUGGCCACUUGAGGCUGGCUUCAAAAGGGACUCAGUCCCCAUAGAUUUCUGCAUUAACACACCCUUUGUUUAUCAAAGCAUGUAUUUAACAUACUGGUGAAAUGUUGAAGAGCCCUCAGGUUGGUAUGGUCGCAAGCAGGUGGUGGAAAGUCAAAUGUUUUCCCUCACCAUUCUUUCCUUAUUCUGCUUGUCUGAUAAAGCCAACAGAGCUGUCAGUCAAUCAUCUUUUUGACAUCAAAUAACUAUUAAACUCUUAACGCCUCAGAAAAACCAACACUAACAAUGAUGACAGACACCAGGUUUGAAAAAAUUACUUGACAUGUAUUUGAAUGUCACAGUUUGACCCAUGUUCCAUGUGUCACUAAGAGAAAGGUGGGAUUUGUGACCCAUACUGCCGCCAGACAGCAGGGGGAGCUCUAAAUCCUUUGGUGUCACAGUCAGUGAACCAUUGUGACAUUUAUUUUAAAAUAUAGUCUGUGGGUUACUGUGGUUAGGCUAACAGGCGCCACCACCUAGGGCUAAAUUGCAUCAACACAGGGGUACUGAACAACCGUUUUAUUCAAUACACAUGAGAGAUGAACAAGAACAUUAUAAUUAUCUCUUAAUAGGGCCUCCUUGCCUAUAAAUUUGUCAAUGAAGAUAAAAGGUGUACAGUGGCACACUGCUGGUGUACUACAGCACAUGCCUCUGCCCCCCCUUGCUUCAAUUUGCUACCCAAAAUAAAGGUGGCAUCCGCUGCAAUGCCCAGCUCAAGGUUUCAAAACAUAAACAAUGAAGUGAUAAGUCAAGGCAGCAUUGUUCCCCUUUUCAAAACUGCCUAUGAUGUGUGCAAGGAAACAAACCACUGACUUUCUCAAACACACCAUGUGUCUUUGAAUUACAAAACAGAGCAUCACCUUUUUUUGUCAUUUGAGACAGUUUUUAUUAAUGUCAAUACAGAUAGUCCACAUUUAUUUAUUUUUUAUGUUUUUGGACACGAUUGCUCAAACUCAAACUUAACUGAAGCUAAAUGUUGAGCUACCCCUCACUGCAUGACCUGUUUGGCAAUGCCUUUCAUCUAAUAAUGGCCAGUGUCUAUAUCGGUCUUCAUCGUAGGUGCAGAGACCAUCCCUUUGUCAGCGAGGCAGUUGAUCCUUAGAUUUACAGGCUUAACCUUCACAUGUUUUCCACCAAACACUCCCACCAGAGUAUAUUUCACUCCCUCUAAAGCCAAAUGACUGCAGCCCAAAGAAGGGGGCACACGCUGAUCAUCUGAGAUGUUACAGAUGUUCUUGCUGCUGCUUCAUAGUUUAGAAUAUAAUCAGUGAUAAUGUGUAAUUUAGGAAAUGUACUGUGGAACAUUUCACUGAGUUAUUGUCUUUGCACCAGAUCUCAAUGAAUUUUAAACAGAAAUGUAUUCACUCUGUGGCCUGGAGCAGAGGAGAAACUGCCUCCCUUUGAAUAUUGGAUUUCUUCCAGCAUAUACCAUAAACACUCACUUAAUUUAACUGAAUAUACGAUUGAAACGACGCAAAUAAAGUCAGAACUGAGUCAUAUUAGUCCUCUGAUCAAUGUUAAUAUGCGUAUUUGAUGGUUAUAAAGAAAGUAUUCACUAAACCGGGUCAGUGAUCUCUGUAAAAAUCAAGAUAAAGAUGAAAGUUUAAAUUUUAUGUUUUACUAUUAUUCUGCUACAGAGCACAGUGUGAUUCACUCUUCAGAAGAUAAGCGUUGAGGAAUGAAAGGGGCCAUUCAGGGUUCUGUUUAUGCUGUAGGCCAAGGGAGUAUGCAUCCUUUAAAUAAGCCGAGGUCUUAUUGCAUCUGUUGUCAGCUCUGUGUGGAUUAUUUUAAUGCCCUCUCUACUGUGACACCGCUAAUAUUAGCUCCGCUCCAGUCCGUGUUGAUCUUACAAAAACCAAAUAUUUCCCGGUGAUAUAUGCACACAGGUUUUUGUCCAAAAGUACCUUUUUUGUCUAUGAUAUAAAUACCCCAUGGUUGCAGUGAGAAGACUGAUUUAGGGCAGCGGGCCUUUUUAUACUGUAAGUGUGGGAUAUAUGCUAAAAGGGACUAUUUGAUGUACUUGGUUAGAGGCUUUAAAGUGUCAGUGUGGGAAAGGAAGUGUGUGAGACUGUGGACUCCUUAACAUAACCGGCCUCUGCCCUCAAAGCUGACUGCCAUGGACCACUUUCAAAUGAGUAACAGUGUGCUGAUAUGUUUGUAUCUUUUUCCAACAGCUGGUGUCUCCUACAUAGUGGAUUUGACCGGGUCACACACAGCCAGACCUGCUCUUCUCAUACAAAGCCGUCCUCUGUGCUUGUCAAUCGCUGAUGGAUUUCUUAAUUUUAAAACUUUUAUGUCAACAGAUGCGACUCUACAACCACGCCCAGGGGCCAGCAGGCAGUACUACACCCUCCCCAACAAUGGGGCAGGUGUGGAGAGAAGAACGUCCGCCCCACCGGUAAGCAUUAACCUGGAGUCUCCUCGCUUUCAUCCUCAUGCCAAAGGCAAGAAUAUCAGGCUGGAUGGGCAGCUUCGCCGAGCUACACGCAAGAACAGCUUCUGUAAUGGCAUCACAUUCAGUCACAGGCCUGUCCACCUCUAUGAGAAGGUACAUCAUCCACUCCAUUGAAUGCCCACUCUUACAGCUUACAGUUAUAGCUUAAAGAUAAAGAAUAAAAGCCUACUUUUUGCAAUUGUUGUCUCUUCAGGUGCGUCUACGCCUGACUGGCGUGCACACAGGCUGGAGCGGAGCUCUACGCUUUGGUUUUACCAGUUUGGACCCAAGUGAACUGGUCACUUCAGACAUCCCAAAGUAUGCCUGCCCAGACCUGGUGACACGGCCUGGCUACUGGGCCAAAGCUCUGCCCGAGAGACUGGCCCUGAAGGACAAUGUGCUGUCUUUCUGGGCUGAUCGCCAUGGACGAGUCUUUUACAGCAUCAAUGAGGGAGAGCCCAUCCUCUUCCACUGUGGGCUCAGCAUCGGCUGUCCACUGUGGGCCAUUAUAGAUAUCUACGGCAUCACUCAGGAGGUCACACUGCUUGGUAAGCAUUCGAUUAGGUAGCUUGUGAAAACACUCAUGAAAAUGUAAGUGUUUUUGAUAUGUGUUUGGCUGAGAGAGGAAAGAAGAAGCUGACUCAUAUCCAAAGGGAAGUGAGAGAAGCACAUUUCACAACCAGCCAGUCAUGUGUCUGUACACAAUCCAUCAUUACCAAUUGUAUGUUUGCAUAAAAUAUUGAGCAAUGGAUGUUUUUCGUCUGUAUUGGAACUUCAAUAGUCCGCUAGAAAGCUGUCUAUUUUGACCAUCAACCCUGAAACCCUGGCAACUUAUUUUUAUAGUGUCAACACAUUCACGGCUAAUUUAAGCAGCUUCCUGACAGUUCAGAGAGCAGCUGUGCAAUGAAGGUCUACAGCAGCAGAGGUUACUGAAGUAGAAGAGGUAGAAGGGUCUGGAGCAGUUCAGUGACUAAGUGAUCCUUUACUUGUGUGACAGAACUAGAUUGUGGAGAAGACCUAACAGGUCUGGACCACAGAAGUAAACGGAUCCUCAACCACCUACUCCAAACCACUCUACAUGUACACAGGCUUAUUACAACUUUCCCGCUCUUUGUCGCUUUCCCCUCUCUCUUGGUUUCCAUCAUCCUCUCCCCUGUGGUUCCCUCUUGGACUGGCUGGGUGUGUUUAUCUUCGGUCUGACAGGAGCAAUGGCCAUGUUUGGUCAAUGCAACAGAUCCCAGGAGCUUUGGUGAGGGGCCAAAGUGCUUAACUGCUGCAGCAUCACUAGAAAUAGUAAUAGAGGAAUGUAUCUGUGGACCACUAGUGCCCAGGCUGUUUAUAUGUCACCCCCGCAUACAUAUAGAAACACAGCUGUACUGUAAAAGCUGUCCAUAAAUCAGCCAAAAUAGAGAGUCAAAGCCACCAAAACCAACAAUAGCCUUCUAAAUGGAAUAUAGUGUCUUAUGUGCAAUAAAGAUAGUAUCUCGCAAACUUGUUCAAACUCAACUUAAUAUAUUGUCUUUAAAGUUUAUGGAUUUCCUGUUAUUGGUCUUCAAAUGGACAUAUUUAACUCCAUCAUCUAAUUAUAGGAAAAGUCACAUGCAGCGAUAUGUGAAACUAGUGGUUAAUGCCAGCCAAUGUUCCCAGCCAUGGUUAUCAAGAGUCAAGCACAGCUAAUUUCUGAAACUUGUGAUUUAAGUAAGGCUGUUUAUGAUCUGUUUGAGCCAGUGUGUUCAGCACCAAGACAGGUUGGUUUCACAAUAGUUUAGCUCUAGACUUAAAGCUCUUGUUAGGAUUUUUUCUAAAUCUAAAGGUUUUUUUCUUGAGCUUUACUUCAGGAAAGUUGAAUGUACAGAACAGAUGAAAGUGGUUAUAUAAAGGGAUGCUCUUGAAUGCACCUUGUCUUGUUAAAUGAAAACAAAACGUACCUUUGUCAGUGUUUGAUAUCUGAUGUAUUAUUUGUCUCGUAAAUGCCUUCAUCAAAGAAAACACUGUUUUAAAGCUCCUGUGGUAGAUUUACCAGAUAACUCAAUACACUCUUUGAGUUUUUUAUCAUUAGGCAAACUGUCUGAUAUCUAUCCCCCAGGAGCGGUUUCACAGACCAAUAUUAACUGUAAGAAAGUCAUGUCUUGUUGCUUCUGGUCUUGUUUGCUUCAGUAGGUUAUACAAAGAUGUCAAUAUUAUAAAUGUUGAUUCAUGUUGAGCUCAGAAAUAAUCACAGCAGCUUUAAGCAUUGAAAAUCAAAGCCAACUUUAAUGCUAACUGCUAACUUUGUGAAGGCUUUUCUCGACAGUCCGUUUUGCACUGAGUUGCAGUAGUUUGACUGCUUUAUCCUCUGAUUCUUACAAACACCCUAAAGCUGAGCGUCACAUGCAAUUUUGCUCCACAGCUGAGCCCGCAAAAUGUCAGUUAAAAUGUGAUCUGCCACGCUCACAGGAAAUUAAGUACAGCAUUAAAAUUAAAAGCACAAAUAAGCUGUGCUUUUAAACUUGUUUUUCCAAAAGUUAAUACUUAAAUUUUACUUAAUUUUAGCUGAGCAAACUCUUAAUUUUGAUAUCAUGUAUACAUCUGUACUAGCUUCAGCCAUGUUUACAGUGACUCCCAUGUGAGGUUAAGGUUAUGUAGGUCAGGUGUGUAACAUGUCCGUGACCGUCAAACACACUGCUGAUUUACACAGCGUAUCUCUACACAAGACUAACGUUUAUUUAACCCACAUCAAACUCUUUGACAAGAGCAGGUUUCUGCUUUUUAGCUCUGGUUUGGUUACUUAAGGUGUCCAUCACUACAUAUGACCAAACUGUUCACCAUAUGAUCCGUAUGUACAACAUUUAAUCUUGUUUUCCUCAUCAGCCUACCUCCAGUGUGGGAAAGAGUGUGAAAAAGCUGUUCAAACAUUAACAGAGCUGUCAUAAUCAUAAAUCAAAAAUAUCUAAUGAGAAUGUUUGGUUAUUUUAGCCUUUAAUGAAAGUAGACUAAGUGUUGUUUGUUUGUUUUCUUGGUAGAUGGUUUUGUAGAUUAAAAAAAAAAAACACAUUUAAGGACUUCACCCUUGACUGCAGGACAUUGUGAUUUUUCACAGUUGUCUUGUGAUUUAUGGACAAAAAAAUAGAUUUAUUGUAAACGUUACCAGCUGAAAACCAUAAUGAAAUCAAUUAUUUGCGGCAGCGCUAUCAUGUGGCUAUAAAAACAAAAGCACACAUAGAGUAAUAAGGCAUUGCAGGGACACGCAGCUACAAUCUUCCCCUUCCAACAGUGACGUGUUGGAAAAGAGAAAAGGAUUAAAGAGAAAGGAAAUGUCCUGAGCCUCUUCAGAACACAUCACAUGAUUAAAUGUUUCAAUAAUGUAGUUUUUUUUUUUUUUCAUAUUCUCCGUCACAGAGAGCACAUUUGCAGAGAGUGUGGGCUCCAGCUGCCUGAGUGCGGCCCGUCUGAGUGCCUAUCUACCCCAGAGUAGCCACGACUCAGCCAAUUACAGCAACAAUCAGCUGGAGAAUAACCAGGCCGCCGCUGCCAAGAUGGCCAACCUCCAGCUCAAUAACUACACUCAGAUCAUCCCCUGCUGCUCCUCCACCUCUUCCUCCUCCUCCUCCUCCACACUGUCCUCAUCUUCUUCCACUGGAUUCAACGUCCCAAGGCUGGUCCGAGGCCUUCCUUCCCCUCUGGACAAUGACUUGCACUUUCACCCUGUCCGAGGUUCCGAUGUAAUUCUCUCUGCAGACCGCUCAGCUGCCUGCAUCCACUUCCUGGACAGCAGUCGGACUCUGGUCUUCAGUGACCGGCCUCUGCAUGUGGGCGAGACUUUGUAUGUGGAAGUUGGCCAUCUUGGCCUGCCGUACUUUGGAGCACUGUUGUUUGGUUUAACCUCAUGUGACCCGGCUAGUCUCCAUGCUGGGGACUUGCCGGCAGACCCUGAGGUCCUCCUGGACCGUAAAGAGUACUGGGUGGUGCACCGGGGCUUCCCCAUGCCUUGCUCUGGAGACGUGCUCAGCUUCAGUCUGCUGCCCAGUGGAGAAGUGCACCAUGGGGUGAACGGAGUGGGACGUGGCAGGCUGCUGUGUGUGGACACCUCACAGGUCCUGUGGACCUUUUUCACGCUGCAUGGGGCGGUCAACAGACUCAGGAUACUUGGUAAGUAAAAGGUACAAGUACAUAGAACUGGUCAAACUUAGGGAUAUCUAGUAAGCAGACUCUUGAAAUGCUCCUUUGCUCACCCCUCCUGUCUGUGAAGUGACGUGAACAAGAUGCUCCUGUAAUACAUGAUAGAAAUGAUCCUCUAUUUGUCCAGGUCAAAAGUGUCUAUCACUUAAAUUUUUUGGUUUGUUCCCCAACCAAUUUGUUUUAUGCAGCAACUUGCCAAAUAUGAAAACACAUAUGUGACUAGUUUGUCCAGGUGCAGCAGCUGAAUAAACUGACUAAUGAAUAAAAGUCCACAACUUGCUGAUCACACCAUUUGUUUAUUUUACUUUUAAAAAAAUUGUUCCUCCUCUUGGGCGGAGUACCCACCUAGACACAAAUAUUCCUACUUUUUAUAGAAAAAUCACAUGUCCCUAUGAGAAACAAUGAUACCAGAGCUUAAUUAUUUUGCAUUAUCUGCUCCUACACAAGUAAUUGAAUAUAAAUAUACCCAUGAAUAUCAUACUUCAUUUAUGCUAAGUAUGAUCUGCUAAAUGCUGCUAAAUACUACACAUUGCACCUUUAGACUGAAAACAGCAACAACUACAUGUGAUACGAAACCCCUGAUUUUUUGUUAUAAUUAGGAUAUUGACACUUGAACAGGAACAGAAAUCUUCAGACCAGCACUCAUGUAUGAAGUAGUCCUAUUACUAAUUGACUGCAGAAACUACAAAUAUGAGAUAAGCAUGAUUCUAAGAGUCAGAAAAAGGACGUUGAUACUGUCCAUGUAACAACCGCUUUGCAAAAGUUAACAGUCAGCACCGCGUUAGCUUAGCAUAGCAUAAGAUCUCCUAAAAGAUUGGUUUAUUUGCCAUACUGUUUCUUGCCUCUGCAAAGUUACCACACAACCAGCAGAGACUACAGGAGGGCUCUGGGUCAUGGUCCAAAAAAAUAGUCUGGCACAAAGCCAGUCGUAGAACAAUGAACUGUGAUAUAAUGUGUUAAGUCGAGGUGCUGGUAUGCAGGUUUUUGUUCUCUUUGGACAGAGCAGGAGUAGACGUUUCUCCCUAUUCCCACUGUGCUAAGUUACCCUAGCCUGCUGCAGCUUCAUUUUUAAUGAAGAAAAAUGAGAGUGGUAUCAAUCUUUUCAUUAAUUUCUCUACAGUACAGAAAACAAACAUGUGUCCAAACAACUCUAAACAAUUUCAUUCAACCUAAAGUGAUAAAUGUGCCCUAAAAAGAGGACACACUCUGUUAUCAUUAUCAGUUUACCCUUGAGUCCAUGCAACUCUUCUAAUUUAUUUUUCCCAGACUAAAGGAAUGCAGCAAAGUGGUUUAUGUCUGCAUGUGUCUGUUCGAGCUGUGACCUAUCUGUCCCGGUCCCACUACUCCCACAUGAACUCCCAUCAGCUCAGACCCCAUUGUUAACAGCUUCUGAUCCAACAAUAUUAUCCUCCAACAGGCUACAAGUAUCCCCAGUGAAACUUCAAGCAAUAAAAAUAAGCAUAUCUAAUCUGACCGGUUUGGGACAGUCAGUAUAAAGCUCUGCACUCAGUUCAAGGACAUAGUUUAAUAUACACUUUGUGAAUGCACCAUCUAAAGGCUCGACAUAAGACUAAUUAUCGAGUGUUUAUUCAUGUGUAUUUAUCUUUUUGACACAGGAACUCUGCAGUCCAGUCCUCCCUCCACAUCCCCCAGCACUUCCCAAAGCAGCAGUCCAGAUGACAGUGACUCAGACCUGGCGUUCAGCGUCAACAGAUCCUCCUCGGCCUCUGAAUCCUCCCUGGGUACGUUUCCAAACCCUGACAUCAUACAUCAACACUAAAAUGUAUGUGGAAACCAUCAUAGGGUCACAGCAGGAGACUCUGCGGAGGCUUUUAUUAUAUGUGUCACUCACAGAGGCAUGCGAGGCAAGAGGUUUUAAUCUGCAGUGAAGGAUGUGGGGCUUUAAUGGUUUAAUAAAGAUUAGAAAUUGGAGGGGAAGUUUGUGCUCUGCUUGCCUUUUAUUAAGAAUAAAGCAAGUGUGAUAGUCAGAGGGAGAAUACGUAUAAAAAAGUGACAUUAUUUUAAAUCCCAACUAGGCAUGCUCUUAACAUUCUGUCAGAUUUAAUCUAUAUUGCAUUAUAUGUAUUUUUUUUUAAAGCAGAUUUUUGUAAUAUUAUUUGUACCGACUUAACAUUAUCAGCACAAGUACAAAAAACAUCAGUGAAAAAAUGUGAGUUUUGACAGAAACCUGUAUUAGAACCAGACUCAUCAGUGAACAGCCAUCUGCCAAGACUGAAGGAUCUCAGGAUGACAGACAGCUAGGAAUAAAAGGAAAGAGGUGGAUGAAUAAACAGAAAGACUACAGCAAAAAUCACAACAAACUGUAGACUUAUAUUAGAAGUAUGCUGAUGAUAUGAGAAUUUUGACAAAUGUUGGUAAUGACAGGUAUCUUAAUGAAAAUCAAAGUCUAAAAGACUUUUCUGUCAACAUGGAUCUAUGCCUGUUUCAGACCCACUCAUGUUGCCUUUUCUUUUCCUCCAGUGACAGCUCCCAGCUCCCCACUCAGUCCUCCAGUCUCUCCCACUCUCCCCGCCUCAGAGCUGCCCCCUGCUGCAAAGAACGGAGAAUGCACCAUUUGUUUCGACCAGGAGGUCGACACAGUUAUCUACACCUGUGGUCACAUGUGUCUGUGCAACGACUGCGGGCUCAAGCUAAAGCGACAGAUCAAUGCCUGCUGUCCGAUAUGCAGGAGACCCAUCAAAGAUGUGAUCAAAACAUACCGGCCAUGAUGGUGCAGAUGUUUAGUCAUCAGGUGCUGAGACUUUCCCUGCUAAAAGCCACCUGUGUCCUCUUCUCAGGCUCUGAUGGACCUGGAUUUUGGAGAUUAGCCAUCCCAGGACAACUUGUGCCUAUAUUUCCAUUUUAUAAGGGUUUAUAAUUUCUGGGGAAAGACCCAGCUCCUUAUACACAGAACUAUGAAAGAACUCAUGGAAACACAAAGACUGCACUCAUGAGUUCCUAUAUUUUGGCUAAGAAAACAAGAUGAAUCAUGCUCCUGUUUUAUAUUUUCCAUGGGAUGUCUCUUAUGUCACAUGUAUUUACUGUGCAGAAAUAUUCUGUGAACAUUUUGUCCGUCCCUUGCUGUCCUAGAUUUAUGUGUGCUUCAGCAGAAUAGGCAGACUGUAGUCUAUGAAUCCUAGUGCCUUAGAUUUUUUGUCACUAUGUGCGUCCAAAUAAUAGUGCUAACAAUCCUAGCCAUAUUUUUAAUGUACAGUACUGAAGGCUUGUGGUGUAGAAGGCACAGAGGUUAAAAAAGUGUAAAAGUAAGUACAGAGAUGUGACUGUAUGGUGAAUGUGUUCAGUGACAUGCUUUCAGAAAAGGAUGUUUGGAAAGUACAAAGGGAGGAGUCUGGUUUUGCACAGUGAGAGGUUAAUAAAAGUGGGCUAAAUGUGA